Messenger RNA from Exophiala viscosa, 1152 nucleotides. RefSeq lists its product as uncharacterized. Bases 72 to 965 code for a protein of 297 amino acids. NCBI's taxonomy places the organism in Eukaryota, Fungi, Ascomycota, Eurotiomycetes, Chaetothyriales, Herpotrichiellaceae. The transcript has a single exon. The record is from RefSeq and is a predicted model, not a curated record.
CCUCAAUCUAAGCAGCCUUACUGUACACCAAUACUCACUAGCCUUUCUAUGCCCCAUCCCAGAAAAGGACAAUGACACUUCGCGCGAUCCCAUCAGUACCAUCCAGCGUCACGCUCCUCGUGCUAGGAGCAGGCUGGACAUGGCAAUUCCUCCAACCACUCCUCAUCAAAGAGAAAAUAACCUACGCAGCAACCACAACAACAGGACACGAUGGGACGAUCCCAUUCAAGUUCGACCCGGAGUUCACUGAUAUUGAGGCAUACAAAACGUUACCUAUUGCCAAAUACGUACUCGUCACAUUUCCAUUGAAAGGGAAAGGGCCCUCGGCGCGAUUAAUCGCAUCAUACAUCAACUCACACUCCAAAGAAGCUGGAGCCACGAAAUGGAUUCAACUUGGUUCUACGGGUAUCUUCACUGCCCCUGACUGGAAUGACUCCUCUUCACCAAUUGACGAGUCUAAUGAGCGGGCUAUCGCGGAGAACGAGCUCAUGAGAUUAGGAGGAUGUGUGUUGAAUUUGGCGGGAUUAUAUGGUGCUACGAGACAGCCAGGGAAUUGGAUCGGAAGGGUGGCGAAGACGAAGGAGGCACUCGCUUCCAAGGGUGCACUGCAUCUGAUCCACGGCGCGGAUGUAGCUAGGGGAGUGGUAGGAGUGGUCAAGGGUGACUUAGAGGGCACGAAGACGAGUGGAAGCUUAUUUGGCAGGAGAUGGAUUGUCGCCGACUGCGUUUCGUACGAUUGGUGGUUGCUGGUUUGGGAAUUUAUGGGCGAGACCUUGGAAGAUGGGAAAGAAGAUGGGUCAAAGAUCGAGGAAAGGACGAAGUAUCGGGGGUGGAUCGUUGAGCUGAUGGAGGAGAAUGGCAUACGAGGCUUGCCCAGGCCGAUGGAUACUUUGGGCAGAAAACUCGAUGCUCGAGGUUUCUGGGAGGCUAUCGGCAGUUCACCUACGCAUUCGAUGGCGAGGUGACCGGACCAAGCACGGGGAAGAGACGUCACAACCUCAGAGCGCGGAAAUAGACGGAAGAAAUGCAUUGGAGGUAAUAUUCAUUGAGAGCAUCGUUCGUCUCGAAAUUACAGCUCGGUACAGGGCACAACAUGUUCAUCCAUGACAAUUGUGGCAGCUCCGAAGAUGCUAUGAGGGAGGAUGGUACCUC